AUGGCCAGUCCCGAGCCCGUCCACUUCUUCGACAUCACCUCCACCCUCCCGGGAGCAUCCAAAUCAUGGUCUCCCAACACCCUCAAAGUACGAGCAGCGCUCAACUUCAAGGGCAUUCCUUACACCCAAAGCUGGAUCUCCUACCCAGACAUCAAGCCCCUAAUCACCGGUCUCGAUUUGCCCCCUAACAAAGAUGGAAUUCCGUACACACUCCCCGCCAUUAUCCACAGUUCAGUUACUACCAACCCGCACGGCGCAAUGAUGGACUCUCUACCAAUCAUCGAACAUCUUGACAAAGUUUUUCCCUCGCCGCCACUCUUCCCCUCCGGUGAUGCGAGCUACGCGUUGCUAAUCGCCGUGAGAAAGAUUGUGAGUCUUGUUUGGCCCGCUUUUUCUUCGAGGGUUAUCCCGCGCGUGCCGGAUGGUCUGGACCCGAGGGGCCGAGAGUACUUUAUCCGCACCCGCACUGAGUGGUUUGGGAAGCCUUUGGCGGAGGUGUUGCCCACCGACCAGGAGAAGAUUGAUGAGUUGUGGACGCUUGUGGAGAAGCAGACUAAGGCGCUAGUUGAGAUGUUGCAGGGUCGGGAGGGCAAGAAGGGGCCUUUCUUGGAGGGGGAAACUCCUGGAUUCGCGGAUCUGUUUUUGGCGUGUUGGGUUGCUUUCAUGGAGCGGUUCGAUAAGGAGCUUUUUGAAAGACUUGUUGAUCAGGGGAAUGGAGAAAUUAGGGCUUUGUAUGUGGCUUGUUUGCCUUGGUUGGAGGGGCAGGGAGAGGAGAAGGAGUGGCCUGUUGCUCCGGCGACUGGUAAGACGACUUAA
Molecule: messenger RNA, 816 nt
Organism: Penicillium atrosanguineum
Lineage: Eukaryota; Fungi; Ascomycota; Eurotiomycetes; Eurotiales; Aspergillaceae
Product: glutathione S-transferase family protein
Exons: 2
Coding region: 1-816 (271 amino acids)
Source: RefSeq, a predicted model, not a curated record